Messenger RNA from Tribolium castaneum (red flour beetle), 2177 nucleotides. RefSeq names its product histidine ammonia-lyase. Bases 87 to 2111 code for a protein of 674 amino acids. The transcript is spliced from 14 exons. The record is from RefSeq and is a predicted model, not a curated record. Gene Ontology annotation, molecular function: histidine ammonia-lyase activity. Gene Ontology annotation, biological process: L-histidine catabolic process. Gene Ontology annotation, cellular component: cytoplasm. Lineage: Eukaryota; Metazoa; Arthropoda; Insecta; Coleoptera; Tenebrionidae.
UUGCCAAAGAUAAUAAAUCACUACCGCUAUUCAGUGCCAGAAACCGAAUUAGAGAAAAGUCCUUUUAACCCAGUAUUCAUUUUACCAUGAAGGUUUCUGCCCGAGUUAAAGACGAGUGGUUACAAAUUCCUUGCAAAGAUGGCACAAACACGGUUAGAUGGCUAGGAGAAGAAGCAUGGAGGAAGUAUCAGAAAUUGAUGCAAGGGGUCAAAAUCGAAGAACACGAUAUAAUCAAUGUCAUACAAGAAGUGAGGAAAACGCGAGGAGGUGCUUUAUUGGAUCCCGACGACAUCAUCUCUGAGGUUUUAGAUAAUGACGAUUUUGUCAACAUUGUUCUAACUACAGACACGCAAGUCAAUGUUGGUGUUAUCCCAGAGGAGCUUAAACAUGUUUUGGAGCCAAUUCCAAGCAAUUUUCUCCCGGCGGAUAAUUACGUUUUUGUGGACGGUUCUAACUUAACUACGGAAAUGCUGGUGAAUUUAGGAAAUGGAGAAUUUAAGAUUAAGUUAUCAAAAGAAGCCAUCAAUAGCGUCCUCAAAUCUCGUUCUUUAGUCGAAUCCCUUCUUGGGGAAGAGCGCUCGGUUUACGGCAUUACGACAGGCAUCGGAAGCUUCUCAGAAGUCAGCAUUCCGUAUGAUAAGCUCGAAGACCUGCAAUACAACAUAAUCAGAUCGCACGCGGCUGGCGUGGGUAAUCCUUUAAGCCCCGCAAGAACUAGAAUGUUGCUCGCAUUAAGGAUUAACGUUCUAGCAAAGGGUUACAGCGGCAUAUCCUUAAACACUCUACAGGGCCUCGUCGACGCAUUUAAUGCUUCGUGCUUAUCGUGGGUACCGGAACAGGGAUCAGUGGGCGCCAGCGGCGACUUGGCCCCUUUAGCCCACUUGGCGCUCGGGAUUGUGGGCGAGGGCAAGAUGUGGAGCCCCAAAACCGGCUGGGGAGAAGCCAAACGGGUUUUGAAACUAAAUGGGCUGAAGCCUCUGGUUCUGGGCCCCAAAGAGGCGGAUGCACUGGUCAAUGGGACCCAACUUAUCACUAGCAUUGGGGCCGAAGCUGUGGAAAGGGCUCUGCAUAUAGCAAAACAGGCCGAUGUUGUUGCUGCGCUUACUUUAGAGGUGUUGAAAGGGACGUCUCGUGCGUUUGAUUCAGACGUCCAGAAGAUAAGGCCCCACAAAGGACAGAUCGCUGUAGCCAAACGAUUGAGAGCGCUGCUUCACUCUGAUACUUAUCCGUCCGAAAUUGCAGAAAGCCACAGGUUUUGUAAUAAGGUCCAAGACGCAUACACUUUGAGAUGUUGUCCCCAGGUUCACGGAAUUGUUCACGACACAAUCGAUUUUGUACAAGGAAUCAUCCAGACUGAGAUGAACAGCGGGACUGAUAAUCCUCUUGUUUUUGCUGAUCGAGGCGAAAUCAUUUCAGCGGGAAAUUUCCACGGGGAAUACCCUGCCAAAGUUUUAGACUUCCUAAGUAUAGCGGUUCACGAGUUGGCUUCAAUGAGCGAAAAACGAAUCGAGCGAUUAGUAAACCCCGUAAUUUGCAUAGCAUUAAGCAGCCUUCCGGCUUAUCUCGUGAAAGAUGGAGGCCUCAAUUCCGGUUUCAUGGUGGCGCAUUGCACGGCUGCAGCUUUAGUUUCUGAAAACAAAGUUGUUUGCCACCCUUCGUCAGUAGACAGUAUGAGCACGAGCGCCGGUCAGGAGGAUCACGUUUCGAUGGGAUGUUUCGCUGCUCGAAAAGCUCUCCAAGUGAUCGAAAAUGUGGAAAAUGUGAUUGCUAUCGAGCUCCUUGCGGCAUGUCAAGCAAUUGAGUUUUUGAGGCCUUUGAGGACGACGACGCCUUUGGAGGAGGUUUAUGCUACAGUGAGGAGUGUGGUCCAGCCUUGGGACAAGGACAGGUUUAUGGCGCCCGAUAUUGAAGCCGUUAAGAAGCUCUUAGUUGAGAAUAAAAUUUGGAAUACUGUGCAACAUUAUAUGAUGUUUUAUCAUGCGCCUCAAGAACAAGAAACGAGGGUUUUUAGUCCGACUGCUUCCAGUUUGGGGCCGGAAAGGGCCAAACCUAGGAGCAGUGGAAGGAUUUCGCUGAAGAGGAAGAGCUUCGCUCAAGAAGCAGAGUUUUGAUUUAUUUACAGUACACGUAUUGUUAUUAAUUAUUAUCGUUACCAAUAAACUUAUCAUUUGACGUUU